Molecule: messenger RNA, 933 nt
Organism: Zerene cesonia (dogface butterfly)
Lineage: Eukaryota; Metazoa; Arthropoda; Insecta; Lepidoptera; Pieridae
Exons: 7
Coding region: 1-933 (310 amino acids)
Source: RefSeq, a predicted model, not a curated record
AUGGAUAAAUACUAUAGUAUUCGUAUAUUCAAUUCAAACUAUAAAAAUUUGGGUUAUGUGACUGCAACUGCUAAUAUUAAAGACAAACACGAUCGUUCAGCACCAUCGGAUUUUCACUGGAAAAUAUUGAAAUGCAGAAUGAUUAUAUUUUCUCACUCAUCUGUUAUAGCUAGUCCUGAUAAAAGUGAUGUUAAAAAAGUUCAUAUUAUAUUUCCCCGUCGCGGCGAAGACUAUGAUCUUUUAAACUCCUUGUUUUUAAGAUUUUCUUUAGUCCAGGAAGGUGAUAUUCGUAACGUGGACAACGAAAUAUACAAGACCUGUUUUUAUUAUACCAUGGGAGCAAAGAUUGCGCCUUUAUGGAAUAUGUUAGGCUACAAUUAUUUUAUAAACAACAGAAAUUUUCUUACUACUUCCGGUCCUCAAGAGGGAAUAAAAUGCAUCCUGACUAUCAAUGCAGACGUUUUAAAUUUGGAGCUUAAACCAGUAAAAAUAAACCUCAUUCGAUCAAAGGAAAAAUUUUUGCCCGGCGAAUGGAUUCGCGUUCUACCCAGUUUAAAUAAAGCCAUUGUGGAGGAAUACUAUGAAAGCGUUCCAAACACUGCAGACUUCAAAAACUAUAAGAAUUUACGUCGCCAUUGGAAAAACAUACAUGGAUAUCGUUUGCCUGAAGAAGAGCGGCCAUGCUAUUCCGUUCGCUUUUGGCGAGGUGACCCUUUGAUAUACCCCGAUGUUUGUCUCCUCAGAGCUUAUCCUAUUAUCACAACUAUGACUAAGUUUUCUGAAAGAUCUGUGCUUGCACAAUUUGUAAAUUGUUUAAAAACGAAGGUGCAGUCUAUACCCGGAGCAUCGAUUAAUUUAAUUAACAACGAUAAUGAAGUAAGUUGUCUUUUAUGUCCCCUUACUAUAUUACUAGCUUUCCACGCGCGGCUUUGA